Drosophila nasuta is the source of this 550-nucleotide messenger RNA. It is a transcript of the gene Sdhaf3, whose product is annotated as Succinate dehydrogenase assembly factor 3. Gene Ontology annotation, biological process: mitochondrial respiratory chain complex II assembly; succinate metabolic process. The record is from RefSeq and is a predicted model, not a curated record. Lineage: Eukaryota; Metazoa; Arthropoda; Insecta; Diptera; Drosophilidae. The coding region runs from base 130 to 519 and encodes 129 amino acids. The transcript has 3 exons. Gene Ontology annotation, cellular component: mitochondrial intermembrane space; mitochondrion.
AAAUUAAUCGAUUACUAUAUGUCAUCUGAGUUGCGCUGCCUGAGUACCGGGCAAAGACUUUUGUUUUUAUUUAAUUUUAAAAUAAAUAGUUGUGUAUGAAACUACUACGUAAAGACACAAUAAAUUUAAAUGUCGAAAUUAGUAUUAAACCAGCUGACACAUCCACAGCGUGUGCGAUUGCUAUAUAAAACCAUAUUAAGACUACACCGAGGCCUACCAACAGAAUUGAGAGCUCUAGGCGACAACUACGUGCGCGAUGAGUUUCGACGGCAUCUAAAAUGCAAUCCAAUGGAGGCACAACUUUUCAUGACUGAAUGGGCGCGCUACGCGUCGACGAUCACUCAACAGCUGGGACUGCGCGGUAAACCGAAGGGCGAGCUGGGCGAACAAUUGGAUGUACAAGCGGUGGAAAUGCUCAAGGAUGACCAGGUGGUGCAGCUCUAUGAGCUGAUGCUGGCUGCAAAGGGACUCCACGGUGAUACGAUAACAGCGGAUGAUGUGCGUGGCAGUAACAAAUAAAAAUAUUGUUUUGUUUAUUGUUUUUCCAAUA